Molecule: messenger RNA, 3415 nt
Organism: Octopus bimaculoides (California two-spot octopus)
Lineage: Eukaryota; Metazoa; Mollusca; Cephalopoda; Octopoda; Octopodidae
Source: RefSeq, a predicted model, not a curated record
UGGCUGGCUGGUUGGCUGGCUUGCUGGUUGCUUGCGAGUUGGUUGGCUGGCUGGUUGGUUGGCUGGAAGCCGAGCGAUUGGUUUCGUUUACUUCUAUAACUCUGUUUUAACUAUACACCAAUACUUGGUGCUACUCCUAUCGUACGGAUCAAACUUGGAUUGAAACACGAAUAAUUACAAUACACACGUGUUUUCACUGUUAUUAAUCUUUCUCGCUCUCUCUUUCUCAAUCUUUCUUUCUUUCCUUUGUUAUUUUGUUUCUUUGUUGACACAAUAUACAACAACACAAGAAGUUAUAUUUAUUAAUUUACCGCUGAUGUUUACAAUCAACGCAAAGAAUUUUAUACGCUUGCACGAUGCAAAUUGAUUUUAAAAAACAAACAAACAAACGUAUUUUCGGAAAUACCUACAACGUUUGGGUGGAGAUAAACCAAUUGUCAUGAAAUGUGUUCUGCAUAAGAUAUUCUUCAUGAAAUUUUCACAAUGGCUUACAACAUUUGAAAACGGACCAGUAAAUACGAGUUGGUAAUGAUAUAAUGGUUUUGAAAUUUCAAGAGAUGUUUCACGUAGAAUUACCUCAUAAACUGCUCUGGUAAUCGAAUUAUUGCUGCUUUGUCAAAAGAAUAAUCCGGAGAGAAAUCCACACUGUCUAUGUUAACUGCAGAAGGAUUUAGCGAAAAACGCAUUAUCAACAUGGAAAAAAAUAAAUGGUUGUUCUCAUCAACUAUUCAUAGUUUUUCGUCAUAGAGCAUGGAAUGGAGACAUAUCUAACAAAAACAUUUGGAAUUCAUUCAACAAUGCACAGCUUCAAGACAUUCUUAGUCGCUGUCUCUAAAUAUAUACGCCAGCUUUCUAUUAUUGACGCUUUCGAAAAUAUUUCAUAACUCGGAAGUUUAUGUAAGAAAAAUAAAUACGUGUAAGAAUAUAAAUACGACCCAUUCAAAUCACACUUAUAUAUCAAUAUAUCUAAACAGUAUUCAUAGUCAUUGAAACAGGCGUUUGUAUACACAAUGUCUGGAGAACACAGCAUGCUCAUUGAAACUUUAGUGACAAUAGAUUAAUUGAAAUCACGCGGAACUUGUGAAAAGAAUAAAUAGAUGUUUGUUGCAUCACUUUAGAAAACGCACGUCCCCAACUUGUUCCAGCUAAACUAUAUUAAUAUUAUCAACUAAAUACCGCCGUUAUUUAAUUUGCCUCCACUGAAACAUGUUUCUAUACGUGACUCUUGAUUUGGCGAAAGAUUUGGCUUCUACAAAUGCCUUAGUUUAUUUACAGUUCUUUUACACAUUCCUAUUGUUUUGCUCCUGAUUUCGUUUACACACUGACAAUCAUAUAUGUGAAACUUCUUUUGAAAGUCUCUUAUUCAAAAAGGAAUUUGAUCACCGAUUGGUGAAGUCUACUAUGCUCCUAUUUAUAAUAUCAUGGCAAACUUGAUGCUAAAAAUCAUCGAAACAUAGGUUCCAGAUUUGGAUAUUUACAUAAUUAUGAAAGAAUAGAACAAUGUCCCUUUUUUAAGUAAUGAUUUGUGUUAUCAUAAAUAUCAAUUAAAAUGAUUACAAGCAACUCAACCAUCGAUUCUUUGAUUUACGACGUGACAAGCAUCAAAGCCGGCUACAAUGUACUCGUCCAGUCAACUCUGGAAACAUUGGUUCAGUCCAGUGAAGAAAGUUCUGAUACAAACAACAACAUGGAAGCACUUCGUAUGACACGCUUUAUCGUUCAAAAGAUAUGUGUGCCCAUUGUUAUAUUCUUUGGUGUGGUAAGCAAUAUACUGAAUAUUAUUGUGCUCACUCACAAGUCCAUGAAUACAUCGACUAAUGUUUAUCUAACAGUUUUGGCAGUCUUUGACACGCUCUAUCUUAUAUUCGGUUUCACGUUGAGUUUGAAACACUUCUCACAGGUUAGCUCUGUUGAUGCCUACAUCUACUGGGUUCCCAUUGCACAUGUUCUCACAGACAUGUGCAGUAACGUGGGUGUAUGGCAAACCAUCACAUUCACAGUGGAACGUUACAUCGGUGUCUGUCACCCGAUCCGUGGACACGUGAUUUGUACUCCGCAGCGUGCGCGUAUAAUUACGGCCAUAGUUUCAUCCAUCGCCAUUGCUGUAACUGUCCCUGAGUUUUUUGAACGCCAGACAGUGAAAAGACUUGAUUCAAACAAUCAAACAAUACUAAGAAAUGAAUGGACAGAAUUUGCAGAAACAUACGCCUACGACAAAGGUUAUAAUUGGUUCAUAGUUACCUCUUUCACCUUUCUUCCCCUCAUAUCUCUUGUGUUUUUCAAUGGGCUCCUUAUAAGGGCUGUUGUCAAAGCCAAUAAAAUACGCCGCUUUAUGUCAAAGGCGCCAUUGCGAAAAUCGUCGGAGAAGAGCGGCAGCGAGCAACAGAAAAUCACUUUGAUGUUAAUAAGCGUAGCUUUAGUCUUCCUCAUAUGUCAGUUUCCCGGAGCAUUACUACUGCUUUACUCAAGAAGCAUAGCUCCUGGCAGAAGAGGAAAUGACAUAAAAAUCGCCGCUAAUAUCACAAAUCUGCUAGUCCAGAUAAAUUCUUCGGUUAAUUUCAUUCUUUAUUCUUUAAUCAGCACGAAAUUCCGACGAACUUUUGCAUUAGUGUUCUGCUGUCGCAAAAGAGCGAUAGCACGCCACACAAAUUUUAAUCAAACAGAAAUCUCUAACAUUUAUCGAGCUACACCGAGAACAUCAGUGGGCGUCACGUGGUGUCCGACACGAUCGAACGUCGCACCACAAGCGAGUCGAAGUACAGUCAGGACUUUUCCGUUUAAACCUAUAGAAAAUGGGAGUCCCAAAAAAAUGAAAGACUAUGUUAAUUUGGAAGAAUACUCUCCUUUCGAAAUUUCACCAAAUAAUUCACCGGACGAAAAAGACAGUGUCUUAUAAGAAAACACUUCAAAUCGUCAGGGUGGGAGAUGUGUUCUUCGAGAGGGAUGUGUACAAAAGAAAAUGAUUUAUUCAUGUUAUUUUUUUCUUUUCCUCAUAGAUCUGAUUUGAAAUCUUGCUCUGAGAUCAACCUUCAGAUGGAGUAAAUUAUAUUGAAUAUGUAACCAUACUGUCAUGAUUGAUCCACCGAUCUCUUUGAAAAAAACAAUUAUUAACGAUUAUUUUAACUUUUGUCUUUGGGAAAAAAACAUCAAUAAAAUAUAAAAUCAGACAACAUUAAAAACAAUGCAAACAUCAUAAACAAACAAAAACAAACCGAUUUGGUUGACAUGUAUCUAAAUGAGAGACAUUUUUGACAAUUGAAUAAUGCAUUUUUCAUUUAAGUUGGUUAUUAAUUAAGAUGGGAGUGAUGUGUUUGUAGACAUGUGAUAAUGAAAGUGUUUUAAAAUGUCAAAGGCAUUUAUUAUAUUUUAAAACAAAAUUUUCCUCUACAAAUUAAAAGCCUCACUAAUCAUACAA